Ipomoea nil (Japanese morning glory) is the source of this 886-nucleotide messenger RNA. RefSeq names its product probable glutathione S-transferase. The record is from RefSeq and is a predicted model, not a curated record. Gene Ontology annotation, molecular function: glutathione transferase activity. Lineage: Eukaryota; Viridiplantae; Streptophyta; Magnoliopsida; Solanales; Convolvulaceae. Gene Ontology annotation, cellular component: cytoplasm. Bases 83 to 754 code for a protein of 223 amino acids. The transcript is spliced from 2 exons. Gene Ontology annotation, biological process: glutathione metabolic process.
CCCAAUAAACAUACCCACAACACAGAUACACACUCACUGAUUAACACAGAAUUUCAAUUUAUACACCCAGAUUGAGAUCGAGAUGGCAGAAGUGAAGGUUCUAGGUGCUUGGGCAAGCCCUUUUAGCGCAAGAGUUGAGCUUGCUCUCAAACUCAAAGGAGUUGAGUAUGAAUUCAUACAAGAAGAUCUCUCCAACAAGAGCCCCUUGCUUCUCAAAUCCAACCCUGUCCACAAGAAAAUCCCUGUGCUCUUGCACAACGGAAACCCAAUCGCUGAGUCUCUUGUUAUUCUUGAGUAUAUCGAUGAGACCUUUCCGGGCACUCCCAUUUUGCCCAAAGAUCCUUACGAGAGAGCCUUGGCUCGUUUCUGGGCUAAGUUCAUAGACGAUAAGGUCGUGCCUGCAACGAUGAAAGUACGGUCUACCAAAGGCGAGGAGCAAGAGAAGGGAAAAGAGGAAGUUCGUGAGCUUCUGAAAGUUCUCGACAAUGAAUUCAAGAACAAGAAAUUCUUGGGAGGGGAGACGAUCGGGCUUGCAGAUAUAGCCGGCAAUUUCGUUGCUUUAUGGGUUGGAGUUUUGGAAGAAGUUUUGGAGUUGGAAUUGGGCGUGAAGGAAGAAAAUUUCCCUCAUUUAUAUCGCUGGAAACAGGAUUUCCUCAACUGCGAUAUAGUUAAGGAGACUUUACCUUCUAGAGAUAAACUUGUUGCCUAUUUCAGCAAGCGAUUCAAGCCCGCACCUGCAACUGCUUCUCAGUGAGCAUUUCUUUUAGAUUGAAAAGUUUGUAGUGGUGGAAGAGUUGUAAUAAAUUAAUGUUUUCUUACCAAGUGGCAUGUAGUCCACUAGUAUCCAAAUUGGUUUUUGAUAUGAGAGAUUUAAGGUUCAAGCCUU